GAGUACAAUAAAAGUUAGUAAAAAGAGGAAAAAAUAAUGAAGAUUCCAAAAACGGCGUCAUUCAAGGGAUAAUAUACAGAAAUAGCAAAUGAAAUAUCUCAUAUAGAGUUGCAUAUAAAUGGCCGUUUAGAACUUGCACUCUAUCCUUCUUCAUCAGCAGCUUCAACGCUCAUUCCACUCCUUGCCCUCUCUACAUUUUCCCCACAAAUAAAGGAAGAUCAUUGUAUAUUCAUGUAAGUCUCUCUUCAUUUAUGUUUUAGAUGUUUUAGAUGGUUAUGUGGUUCUUUCUCUUCAUUCUUCUGUUUGAAAAUCUACUAUCAGUCAGAUUAUUCGGAUGAUCGAGUUUUAGACUAUAACUAGUAAAUCAAACAACCAAUAAAUAGAAUUGAAGGGAAUGAAAUAAAAUGAAUGAAAUGUAGUGGAAAAAUGGUCGGAUGAAAUAAAAUUAUUCUUAUGGAAUGAAAUAAAAUUAUUCAGAUGAUCGAGUUUUAUAUUACAUUCCAUUCAUCUUAUUAAAUUCCUCUUCUGUUUUGUUUUAAUUGAUAAUUUAAAUCAUUAACAACUUAUCCACAACAUUCAGGAGUGAUUUCUUUUUUAAGUUGAUAGUUAAGAGAUCCCACACAUGUUUCAUUCUACCUGAUUCAUAUAAGUCGAUCUUAUAACGCCCAAAAAUGCUACUAAAAGUUACUAAUAUUAAUCCUGUGAUGAAAUUACAGAGGUGAAUAAGAAUGCCAGGGGAUCAGUUACAAGUGUUGAAUGCACUUGAUGUAGCCAAGACGCAAUGGUACCAUUUCACGGCGAUUGUAAUCGCCGGAAUGGGAUUCUUCACCGACGCUUACGAUCUCUUUUGCAUCUCUCUCGUUACAAAGCUCCUGGGCCGCAUUUACUACCACGUUCCAGGCUCCAAGGUGCCUGGGACUCUCCCUCCCAACGUUUCCGCCGCCGUCAACGGCGUUGCCUUCUGUGGGACCCUCACCGGUCAACUCUUUUUCGGGUGGCUUGGUGAUAAGCUCGGGAGGAAGAAAGUUUACGGUAUGACGCUGAUGAUCAUGAUCCUUUGCUCUGUAGCCUCUGGUCUCUCUUUCGGACACAAGCCAAAAUCCGUGAUGGCCACGCUAUGUUUCUUUAGGUUUUGGCUUGGGUUUGGGAUUGGGGGUGACUAUCCUUUGUCCGCUACGAUCAUGUCUGAAUACGCUAACAAGAAGACUCGCGGUGCGUUUAUCGCUGCGGUUUUCGCCAUGCAAGGGUUUGGGAUUAUGGCUGGUGGCAUUUUCGCUAUUAUUAUUUCAGCUGUUUUUGAAGCUAAGUUCCCUGCUCCUACCUAUGCGGAAGAUGCCUUGCGAUCCACGGUACCACAAGCAGAUUUUGUAUGGCGUAUAAUCCUGAUGUUUGGUGCUCUUCCUGCGGCAAUGACGUUUUACUCUAGGUCAAAGAUGCCUGAAACCGCGAGAUACACAGCUUUGGUUGCUAAAGACGCAAAGCAAGCUGCUUCAGAUAUGGCUAGGGUUUUGCAAGUGGAGAUAGAGGCGGAGCAGGGGAUAGUGGAAUAUAUCUCAAAUGAUAAGUCUAAAUCAUAUUCCUUAUUCUCCAAGGAAUUCAUGAAACGUCAUGGACUUCAUUUGCUGGGGACUACAUCAACAUGGUUCCUUCUCGACAUCGCUUUCUACAGUUCAAACCUUUUCCAGAAAGAUAUUUUCAGUGCAAUUGGCUGGAUACCUCCUGCUCAAACCAUGAGCGCGAUUCAAGAAGUUUUCAAGAUCGCACGAGCGCAAACACUCAUUGCCUUGUGUAGCACGAUGCCUGGUUACUGGUUCACAGUUGCUUUCAUCGACGUCAUUGGAAGAUUUGCUAUACAGCUGAUGGGAUUCUUCUUCAUGACGGUCUUUAUGUUUGCUCUAGCUAUUCCUUACGACCACUGGACUCACAAGGAGAACCGAAUUGGAUUCGUAGUCAUGUACUCGUUAACAUUCUUUUUUGCCAACUUUGGACCUAAUGUUACAACCUUUGUUGUACCUGCUGAGAUCUUUCCGGCUAGGUUCAGAUCCACAUGCCAUGGUAUAUCUGCAGCAUCAGGGAAAUUGGGUGCAAUCGUUGGUGCUUUUGGGUUCUUGUACUUGGCUCAAAGUCCAGACAAGAACAAGACAAGUGCAGGAUAUCCUCCAGGGAUUGGUGUCAAGAACUCGCUUAUCAUGUUAGGUGUGGUUAGCUUUUUGGGUAUUCUCUUCACUUUGUUGGUGCCUGAAGCUAAAGGUAAGUCGCUUGAAGAAAUAUCUGGUGAAAAUGGAGACAAUCAUGAGAACACCAACAAUGGGAAUAGAACGGUCCCAAUUGUUUAGGUGAUAAUACACCUUUUGUUAUUCUUAUUUUUUUUCUUUUCUCAAGUUUUUUUGUGUGCGCGCGGGUGAUCUAUUGACGUUUAAAUAAAGUGUUACAGAAAACCAAAACAUUCACGAAUCGGUUUAAGCUCGAUUUCUAAAUUGGACAAGAGCUGAUCUUAUCCUUUUCACUGUUUAUUUGGGCUUAACAUAUAUUGGAUUAUUUUUCCUCCCCGAGUUCUGUUUGUAAACUAGCC
This is a messenger RNA of Brassica napus (rape), 2572 nucleotides long. Its product is annotated as inorganic phosphate transporter 1-4-like. The record is from RefSeq and is a predicted model, not a curated record. Lineage: Eukaryota; Viridiplantae; Streptophyta; Magnoliopsida; Brassicales; Brassicaceae. The transcript has a single exon. Gene Ontology annotation, biological process: transmembrane transport; phosphate ion transport. Bases 729 to 2336 code for a protein of 535 amino acids. Gene Ontology annotation, molecular function: phosphate transmembrane transporter activity. Gene Ontology annotation, cellular component: membrane.